Drosophila miranda is the source of this 1738-nucleotide messenger RNA. Its product is annotated as cyclin-J-like protein. Bases 98 to 1495 code for a protein of 465 amino acids. The record is from RefSeq and is a predicted model, not a curated record. Gene Ontology annotation, molecular function: cyclin-dependent protein serine/threonine kinase regulator activity. Gene Ontology annotation, cellular component: nucleus; cytoplasm; cyclin-dependent protein kinase holoenzyme complex. Gene Ontology annotation, biological process: regulation of cyclin-dependent protein serine/threonine kinase activity; mitotic cell cycle phase transition. NCBI's taxonomy places the organism in Eukaryota, Metazoa, Arthropoda, Insecta, Diptera, Drosophilidae. The transcript has 4 exons.
AGCGGCCAUGUUUUUCUUGUUGUGUUCUUUGUAAAAAAAAGCCGCAGGUCAUAAUUUUUGUAGACUGCGGAAUUAGAUUAAAAAAAACGUAAUUUUAAUGCAAGUGAAUGAAAUGGCGACAACCACCAUCGAAGAGAAUGCUUUUGCAUUAGGAAAGCGAGAUGCACCGGAACAGAUUCAACUGGAUCCUGAGCGUCUCUGGAAGACGCAAUGGCUCACCGAUUAUGCCCAGGACAUAUUUGUGAACAUGAAGGAGGCAGAGAUGCGUCGUCGUCCCAUAUUAUUCAACUCCAUGCAGCUGGAGGAGCGCCCCAAAUUGUUGCAGCUUUGUCAAUUCGCAGCGCAAAAGUACAAACUGAAUCGCGCCUCAGUGCAUUUGGGUAUCUACUAUAUGGAUUGUAUGACCGACUACUACACGAUUUGUAGCGAAAAACUGCAAUUGCUGGCCCUCACAUGUCUUCACAUUGCGGCCCAGAUCGAGGACAACGAUGCGAGUGUGCCGCGCUACAGCGAACUGAACCGCCUGAUACCUGAUUCGUUGUACAACGUUUUCGAAUACAAUGUGGUGGAGCGCAAGGUGCUGGCCAGCCUGAAUUUUGAGCUAAUGCGUCCCACCACGGUCAGCUUUGUGGAGUUUUUUGCUUGCAGCUUUCUCACGCGCAACGACUUCGCCAACAAGGCCAUGCUGGAGAACAAUCCUAGCGAGCAGAACGAUCAAUCGCCAUUGCAGCUGCUGCUCCGCCUGGCAGACUGUACAUUGAGCAUUACAAGUUUUGCAAACGCGCGACCUUCUUUAUUGGCCGCCGCCUGCAUAGGUGCGGUGCGUCAUCUAAGCGGACUCAAGUGCUGGUCACAGUAUCUCUCCAAACUGACAUCUUAUCCGGAACACGAGGUUGAGCCAUUGGUGGGGGAGAUCACAAAGUACUAUAAUUGGCAGCAGAACAGCUCCGUGGCGCUCAAUGCCCUGCCAACAUACGUAAACAUGGGCCCAUCUUCGGCAGAUAUCAUUAAUCCCAAUUGGUCCACACCGGACUCUGGCGUUGGGGAUUCGAUGGUCAUAGUGAAGGAAUCGGUGACCGAGCAGUAUGAUAUAAUUACUGUGCCGGUGCAGAAACCUGCUGUUCCAGGGUCCGAUCUAGCUGGAGUUGUUCAAGAAGAGCCGCAGGAACAAGCUGUCUUUUCUCAAGGAGAGCUGCAGAUAGCAGCUGUCUAUUCUCAAGGAGAGCUGCAGGAACAAGCUGUCUUUUCUCAGGGAGAGCUGCAGAUAGCAGCUGUCUUUUCUCAAGGAGAGCUGCAGGAACAGACUGACUUACAAUACAAAGAGCAGCCGAAACAGACAACCUUACAGCUGAAUGAAUUAGCAUUAGACUCCAAGGAAAAAGCGAAGAAAUUAGAUAAAGAAGUGAUCAUAAAAGAACUGGAACGUGCUUUCAAGCGUAAGCGUAUAGAUUAUGACUGCCAAGAUGAGCCGCAAGCGAAGCGUCUGACCGACUGACCAAUUUCAAGAUUUUGAUUCGGUAAUCAGGUUUACCGAAGACCAAAACACUCACAAGCUCAAGCGCACUGAAGAUGAUUGCUAAGCAAAUAGGUUUAUAAUUUCAUAGAUGUACCAGAAACACUUACACACUAUUCUUUCAACACAUACCCCACGCGGAUGGGUAUACUUCAAAAUCAUGCUGUUUCUCAUGCGAUAUCCCCAUUCAAUUGUAUUGAACACUCCCAUAUCGUAAUUCAUACA